UGCGAAGGCACGUAGAAACAUUGUCUGUUAAGCAGCAGCCGUCGCCCCUACAGCCACCAUGAACGCAUUGAGCAUCGUCGUCUUUCUCUGCGCGGCCUUCGCCACCGCCAUGGGUGGUAAUGUUGCCCUUGGCUCCGGUCUCGGCUAUGGUCUCGGCUAUGGAGGCUCCGGUCUCGGCUACGGGCUCGGUGGUGGUUACGGUGUCAGAGGCGUCGGCAUCGGCAGCAGCGUCGCCCUCGUUCACGGUGGCCCUGCCUUCGCCAAGGCCGUGGCUGGACCAGCCUUCCUCGUGAGGACUGUGCACCACGUCCACAAGGUGCAUAACGGAGGCGCCCUGGUUGCUCACUCAGGCCUCGGUAGCGGAUACGGAGCGGGCUACGGAGCCGGCUACGGUGGCUACGGUGGCUACGGUGGAUACGGAGGAUACGGAGGAUACGGAGGAUACGGAGGAUACGGAGGAUAUGGUUAUGGCAGCUAUGGCUACAAGGGCUAAUGCUCACGCAAUGCUUUGUUGCUCCGCUCAUUGCGCUCCACACGAUACAAUAUGAAGCCUCAUCCACCGCUAUCCCUAUGUUGGUCCGCAUAUCCUGACGCCUCAAGUACACAAAAGCCGGUGACCUAAAACUGUAGCUGCUGUACAUAAUGCCAGCUCGUAGGAAAAUAAAUCAAAGAAGACACAACAAGCAACCUCACAGGAGCUCUUCGACGCCUCGUUUCUACCUCAGGAAUCAUUAAAAAGGUUCUUCAUACAUGGCUUCUUCUUAUUUUUAAGGACAAAAGA
This is a messenger RNA of Dermacentor albipictus, 781 nucleotides long. Its product is annotated as shematrin-like protein 2. Lineage: Eukaryota; Metazoa; Arthropoda; Arachnida; Ixodida; Ixodidae. The record is from RefSeq and is a predicted model, not a curated record.